AUGAACGGCCCUUCAGUGUCGCCAGGCGGCGCGCAAGCAGAGAAGGCGGACCAGCACGAGCAGGAUGUCGAGAACCGCGAAGCAUACCAGUACUGGGGCUACCUAUUCAAGCCGGAUAAGACAGGCUCGGAUCGCCUGAAGAGCCUACUGAGAGGUCUGAAAGACGUGAUGAACGAGCACCACGAACCCUACGACAGCCCAGACCUUACGCCUACACAAUUGGCGAGCUUCUACCGCGAGCUGCAUGGGAACUACGACCAGCUGUUCCUCGGGACGCCGAGCGAGAGUAUAGCAUUCAUCUACAAGUCUCUGGGGUGUCUGCACAGCUUACAGCCGCUGUCGCAUUCGACCGCGUUCACCGACCCGACUGUGCCUGCGCUGAAGACUGAAGGAUGGAUCAUGUGGCAGACUAUCCAGCUGCUGCUGGGUCCAGAAGAGCACUCCAGCUUUCUAAUGGAGGCGGUACAGAAAUGGGAUGUCAAGGACCCGCAGAGUGGAGAGGUGUUCCCGAAGAUCCUGCCACGGCAGUGCUUUCCUGUGGAGCCGGACAAGCACAUGGUGGCGUGGUAUGAAGGCGUAUCGGAGCGAUUGAGAAGGGAGGCAGAGGAAGAGGAACAUCAGAGGGACAUCGAAGCGGAGCAGGCUGAGCAGAAACGAUUGCACCCCAAGAAGGAGGAAGUAGAGGACGAUGAGGGGUCGGUGGACUCGAGAGGUCCUGCGCUGGCGUACUUCCGCAAUCCGCUGUUUCGGCAUGUGGAUGGGCGGCCGUCGAUUGUGAGGCGCAAUAGCAAGCGUCCGCAGCUCAGUCCGCGGCCGACCGUGAUAGAUAAGGGUAAGGGGGCUGCGACUACCAUGGGCCAUGUCAUUCGCAACAUCGGCAGUCCGCAUUUGUGGGAUGGACGGCACCCGAGCAAGAGUCAAAGUCGUGAGCGCGAUCGGUAUGGCAAGCGGAGGACGAGUCUGCCGGACAAUCGAUACUCGCAACCUAGCGAGCCUCCCACUUCAGCUGGAUAUGAUGCCUCGUUCGGGCCGGGCUACAGCAAGCAAUCGCGAAGACGAAGCGGACAAGUGGACCAUCCGCCUUCCGGAUCUUCUGGCGAGGAUGAGCCACCGCCGGGUGUGUCGCCACGACCCGGUUCACACUACCAAAGCCAUCAGCAGUCUGCCGACGAACGUGACCCGACUAUUAGGCAUAGUCGCAGCCACGAGCCGACGCCGAGUCAGAAGGAGUAUCCUGACUACUUCCACGGCUUUGACGAUCCAUCCCGGCGCAACUCUACCUACGACAGCGCCAGUCCAGCUCCGUCUGCAAAUGGCGUCGGCCCGUCCUUUGGCCCAUCUGCCAGCCCACUGUUCGCGUCGCACGUAGCCAAGCAGCCUCAACCUGCUCCUCCACCGCAGCCUCGAUUCCAGUCCGGGGAGCAGUGGGGACCACCUCGCAAGGCCCCCUCCGUACGACGGGCGCAGGAGAGACCGUACAGCCGCUCACCAGACCCUUCUUCCCGCCACCGCGACGACAGAGACAGAGAUUCCCGCCACCAUUCCUCCCGCGACCGCCGCCCGCGCUACGAACAGUCUCCGUCACGUAUGCACGACGACUCGCCUCAUACCAGCCAGCCCGGCUUCCCACCCAUGGGUCCACCACCCGAUGACCAUGGUCGAAGGGGCAGCGGAGCACCAAGCCAAGGACAUUUGCCAGGGAGAGAUCGGAGGAGCCAUAGGUAUAGUGGCAGCGACGCUAGUGCGUACAGUGGUGCGGAGGACAGGGACAGAGAUCGGGAUAGGAGGAGUAGCAGGCCGAAGCAGACGCGGUUCUCGGCGGGAGUUGAUGGGAGGAGGUAUCCUAAUGAGACGCCUUGGAGGAGUUGA
Saxophila tyrrhenica is the source of this 1869-nucleotide messenger RNA. RefSeq lists its product as uncharacterized. Bases 1 to 1869 code for a protein of 622 amino acids. The transcript is spliced from 2 exons. The record is from RefSeq and is a predicted model, not a curated record. Lineage: Eukaryota; Fungi; Ascomycota; Dothideomycetes; Mycosphaerellales; Extremaceae.